This is a messenger RNA of Aspergillus viridinutans, 1218 nucleotides long. RefSeq names its product ribonucleotide-diphosphate reductase subunit RNR2. Gene Ontology annotation, biological process: deoxyribonucleotide biosynthetic process. The record is from RefSeq and is a predicted model, not a curated record. NCBI's taxonomy places the organism in Eukaryota, Fungi, Ascomycota, Eurotiomycetes, Eurotiales, Aspergillaceae. The transcript has 4 exons. The coding region runs from base 1 to 1218 and encodes 405 amino acids. Gene Ontology annotation, molecular function: oxidoreductase activity.
AUGGCCGCGCAAGUUACUCCUUCCAAGCAGGCUGCGUCCUCUCUCGAGAACCUCAAGAUGAGCGAUUCACCUGUGAAGAAGCUCAACUUCGGGGUUGCGGGCAAGGAAAACGCGCCGUCGUCCACAACCCUCGCCGACGCGCCGGCCGAAAAGAUUACGGAAAAGCCUACGGAAGCUUCUAAAGUUGCCCAGAGUAUAAAGGAGCUCGAGGCAAAUGAGCCGCUGCUUCAAGAGAACCCUCAUCGCUUCGUACUCUUUCCAAUCAAGUAUCAUGAGAUUUGGCAAAUGUACAAGAAAGCCGAAGCUUCCUUCUGGACCGCUGAGGAGAUUGAUCUCUCCAAAGAUCUGCACGACUGGAACAACCGCCUGAAUGACGAUGAGCGUUACUUUAUCUCUCAUGUCCUUGCCUUCUUCGCUGCCUCUGACGGAAUCGUCAAUGAGAACCUGCUGGAGCGCUUCAGCAAUGAAGUGCAGGUGCCUGAGGCUCGGUGCUUUUACGGUUUCCAGAUCAUGAUUGAGAAUAUUCAUUCGGAGACAUACUCCCUGCUGAUUGAUACAUACAUCAAGGAGCCUAAGCAGCGGACAUACCUCUUUGAUGCCAUUGAUACCAUUCCUUGUAUUGCCAAGAAGGCCCAAUGGGCCAUGACAUGGAUCUCGGAUAAGGAAUCUACUUUCGCGCAGCGCCUUGUGGCCUUCGCCGCUGUGGAGGGAAUCUUCUUCUCUGGAUCUUUUGCUUCCAUCUUCUGGCUGAAGAAGCGUGGAUUGAUGCCUGGUCUCACUUUCUCCAACGAGCUCAUCUCUCGUGACGAGGGACUGCACACUGACUUUGCCUGCCUUCUGUUCUCUCACUUGAACCAUCGCCCCGACAAGAAGGUUGUUGAGGAUAUCAUCGUUGAGGCUGUGGCCAUCGAACAGGAGUUCUUGACAGACGCUCUUCCUGUCGCUCUCCUGGGCAUGAACUCUAAGCUGAUGUGCCAGUACAUUGAGUUCGUUGCUGACCGGCUGUUGGUCGCCCUCGGUAACAAGAAGUACUACAACUCUCCCAACCCUUUCGACUUCAUGGAAAGUAUCUCUCUUGCAGGAAAGACCAACUUCUUUGAGAAGCGUGUUGGUGACUACCAGAAGGCCGGUGUCAUGGCCAGCACCAAGAAGGAUGCCAGCCAGGACACUGCAAAGGACGCCAAUGAUGGAGGUCUCAGCUUUGACGAAGACUUCUAA